Grus americana (Whooping crane) is the source of this 4381-nucleotide messenger RNA. RefSeq names its product peroxisomal biogenesis factor 26 (gene PEX26). Gene Ontology annotation, biological process: protein import into peroxisome matrix; protein import into peroxisome membrane. Bases 1060 to 1932 code for a protein of 290 amino acids. Gene Ontology annotation, cellular component: peroxisome; peroxisomal membrane. The transcript has 5 exons. Lineage: Eukaryota; Metazoa; Chordata; Aves; Gruiformes; Gruidae. Gene Ontology annotation, molecular function: protein-containing complex binding; ATPase binding. The record is from RefSeq and is a predicted model, not a curated record.
UCCCGCCUCUCCUGUAGAGAUUCAUUUUCGAAGAGUUUGCACUGACUGCCGUAAUUACUUUGUAACCAAGACACCCUGUUGUUUUUAAACAACAACCAAAGAACAAUGUGAAUCGCUGCCUGUAGGGUACUGAUGGAGACGCUGUUCACGAGGUGACCGAGCAAAAGGCCCCGGAGGAAGAAGAGGCCGGGAGAGGAGGGCACCCACCACCCCGCCCAGGAGCCUGCUGCCCAGGCUGCGCCGCUGGAGCAGCGGGGGAGCGCUCUCCCUUUACUACCCGCCCCAAACCCCUUCUCCUGCCGCCUGGCUACGGCGGGGAAAGCCGCAGGACCGCGGCCGUGCCGCCUCAUUCCGAAGUGGCCUCCUCCGGGGCCCGUUGCUCGGCAGGGACACGCUUGGGGCUGGGCUGACGCCCGGCGGCUGCGGGGGGAACGGCAGCGGCCUCUGCGGGGCUCCGACCCGCCUCCUAAGGAAGGCGGCCGAGGCGGAGAGCGUUGGGUGGGCCGUUUCUCCAUAGCCGCCACGCAAGUGAGAAACUGAAGGGUUUUUUUGACGCGGACCGACGCCGGGUGGGAAGCUGAGCGCCGGCAUGGCUGAAAGCGUCGCGAUCCCACAGUCUGCGGUCGGAGCUUCUCGGAAGGCUCCCCAGAGACCCCGCUCUUCACCGCUACUCCUCACAGUCAGCUCUGCCGCCGCCCCGAUAGCGGGCGGGACGGCCCCCUGGGGAGCCAGCGCGCCGAGAAGCUGUCAUUCUUGCGCCUCGUCCCGGCGGGCGUUGAUCUCCGCUCCCUCACACUACCGCUAGACUACAUGUCCCGCCGGCCCGCGGGGCGGGGAGAAGAUGUCCGCCGGGGCGGCCCUUCCGCUGCCGGGAGGCGGUGGCGAGGGGCUUUUCUCACGGCUUUCCGGGGUCGGCUCUGCUACUGCUGCUGCUUGCUCGAGUGGAUCUGAGCCCUACGAGGGGCUGUGGCGGCGCUGGAGCCGGAGCCGGGCGGGCGGCGAGCGGUGGGGCGUGGGGAAGGCGGUGGCAGCCCUCCCGCCAGCCCUCCCGCUGCCGCCAUGAGGAGCGAGCCUCUGGCCUGGCCUCCGGUCUCGGCCCAGGCGGCCUCGCUGCUGGAGGAAGCGGCGGACCUGCUGGUGCUGCACCGGGACUUCGCUGCCGCCGUGGAGAGGUGCGAGGCGGGCUGCGACAGUCUGGGCACCGGCCCCGGGACCGGCCCCGAGAGUUCUGCAGAAGUGAAAUGCUCCCUCUGUGUUGUGGGGAUUCAGGCGCUGGCUGAGAUGAACCGGUGGAGAGAAGUUCUGUCUUGGGUUCUACAGUAUUACCAUGUCCCUGAACAUCUGCCUCCAAAAGUUCUGGAGCUGUGUAUCCUGUUAUACAGCAAAGUGAGAGAACCCCAGGUGAUGCUGGAGGUUGGCAGUAGCUGGCUGAGAGACCAAACCAAUAAGAGCCUCCCCGAGUACAGUUCAUUGCUGGAGCUCUAUCUGCUGCAUGUGUUGCUUCCACUUGGCCGGUUUGAGGGAGCAGAAGAGCUUGUACGUGGCUGUGAUGUUUUUGACAGCGAGCAGCAGCUAGCAUUUCUCGGGACCAUUUGUGAAAGCCGAUGUCAGUGGGCUCAACGGGAAGAGAUGCACUCAGCUGCUGAAGAGCAGCAAGACGCAGCAACAGAGACUGUUUUGGGUAAUCUGUCCCAAAAGCUCUUGACCAUGUUGACAUUGCUACGUAGAGCACUGAGGUCCAUGUCAAGCCACUUCUAUUUACUUCCUUACAAAAAGAUGCUCUUGGCUACUUUUCUGCUGUACCUGGUGGUGGUGAGAUUAGACCCAGCCUCUCCCACAUCACUGCCAUUCAUUUACAAACUGGUCCAGCUCUUCCGACAGGCUUGGGCAGCUGUAUUUUCUCCAAUCCAUAGGCCUCCAAUUCGAGACUAGGUGUCUUCCAUCAAGAGAAAGUGUUUUUCUCUGCUGCUGUAAAAGUGUCAGCUUGUCUUGAGGCUGUUAUCAGGCUCUUCAAGGACUGUGUCCUAAUUGAGAUGACCACCUGUGACCUCCUGUGUGGCGAUACAUUUGUUUCUUCAGACAGGGAAUGGUGGUGUAUGCAUUUUGAAACCACGCCAAGUAUUCCUGACAUUUUGCUUGGCUCUACAGCACCAUUCUGUCCAACUCCAGGGUAAAGCCACUCCUUCCGUAAUCCAGAACUGAAUAAGAAUCCUCCUUUUCAAACACCUUGCUUUGGAUGUAGCGCUUGAGUGAGGGUUGCGUAACCAGUUAUGCACUAUGGGAGAAGGUCUCAACCUUGCAAGUGCUGGCCAGUUCUCUGAACAAGUGCAAUAGCAUUCCUGGGAGCAUGACUGUAAAAGGCAACAGAGUACCAAUAAUCAGGGGAAUGUUCUGGUUUGCCUGAAGACAUCCUGCAGCAUGGGAUUUAGGACAAGCAUGUGGAAGAAAAACACUGGAGAAAAUGAAGCCUAUUGCAUUUUGAAGGUUGUGGUUUCUCUUGUGACUGAUGCCUCCUUAUAUGGAUGCUCUUGAUUUUAGUCUUAUUUAAGCCAGAAAGCCAAAAUGAGUGGGCCACACAGACUGUUGCGCUGCACCUGCUCUUCUUAAAUGCAAAUUACAGCACUUCGUGCUUGCCUGAUGCAUAGUAAUUCUUAGGAGCACGUGGUGGUGGUAAGGAAAUAGAUUUAUUUUUUUAAACUAUAUAUUAUUGUCUAGCUGAACAACUGAAGUUGCUUUGUUUUAGUCUUUCCCUACCUCUUGCUUUGUUUAUGUCGAUGUCAAAAAAUCUCCCUAUGUCUAGAAUUGCCCCCACCCCCAACAUCUAAAGUCCUGGGUUACACAGGAGCCAUUUAGCAAUGCUCUGUCAUUCAGAAAAAAAGUUCAUUAAUAGGUAGAAAGAUAUACUUCUCUGAGAUCCCAAAACCUUCCCCAGAUCUGUGGUAAGAAAAUUACUACCUUUGCAGAAGACCUGUCACCAGACUGACCCCAUUUCCAACCACUUGGGGCAGAAAUUGGAGGUUCGGAUUAAAACAUUAAUUUCUUCUCCGUCCAACUAUCAUCAACUGACAAAGGGUAAAUUGCAAAGGAGAGAUCACUGACCUACUCUAAAUAUUGCUGUCACUGGAGCAAACUGUUGUGUGUCGGAGAGGACAAGUUAAAGGCAAGGAGCCUUUGUGGCAAACAAAUAGCCCGCUAUCCCAGCAUCUGUGCCAAAAGGAUGCAGGCUGACUGAUGCCAGCCCAAACUACAAAAUGUUGCACAAAGCAGCCUUUUUGGGGGGCAAACCCUAUCCAACACACUAAACCUGUGAAAAGUAGCCAACAUAGGUCCCAGCGUGGUGGGACUACAACAGUAGUCCCCUUCAGGUUGUUCCUUUGACUCCAGCAGUAGCCGUACACUGAUGCGGUGGCUAUUUCUGUUUUCUUCACACAGACAGCAGCCUGUUGGUGCCUUCAAACUGUGUGUGAUCUGUUGUUUUGCUAUCUGCCGGGAUACUUUGAAAGCAGUCUGCAUCUUCACUGCUAAAAAUAGUUCUGUGUCUGUUUCUUCUUGAAUUAUCCCAAUAGGUAAAUAUUCCCAUAUUAGUGUCAGAUAAACCAGGGCAGUUCAUUCAUGAAUGCAGUAACCUUGCCUAGUUGUCUCAAAGGUAAAAACCAAAACAAUCCCAUAUCCCUCCCCAAAGUUUUUGUCUCUGCUAGGACUUUACACCAGGAGAAGUUGCACAUAAUGCUUCACCAUGUUAAAAAAGUUAUUUCUUAUAUACUCUGCGCACAUAGGGAAGAGCUGCUAGAUGGUUCUUGUAAUCCAACUAUUAAGUGUAGUUACAACUCUGCAACCAACGGUUGAUGGGAAACGAGGUAGAAUAAAACAUACAAGCUGGGUCUGGGGUUGAGCUCUUUCAAGAAAUGACUAGGUUGUGUCUACUGGCCCCCUACUUUACAAGGCCUCACUGUAAGUCCUGUGUAAGCCAGUUAAUGAAAUAGUAAACUUCACUCUGAAGUCAGGCCAAAUUCUCACCAAAUUGACUGUUUAGGUAACAAGCAUUUUUUUACUCUAGUUUUCUAUUAACAUUUUUAGUUAGAUGGCAGAGAUGCAAUUUUGGACAUUGGGACCAGUGGUCUAAGCAGGCCAUACACUACGUUUAGAAUGCCGUUAACCAUCAUAGCCAUUCAUUUACCAUGACUUUAACGUUCAACUUGAUUUUAAGCGUAGGUCAGUAACCUUCACUUUUUUAGAGUACUACUGAUUUUGCAUUUGUAUUGUAUUUAAUUCAUCAUGAGAGGGCAAGAAGGCAGAAAUGAGCUAUCAGAAUUUUUUUGCAACUAAUACUAAAACUGCAAUAUUUAAUUUUCACAAUAAAGUGACUACUGAUUUACCUCUU